CAAAAACGUGUGAGGAGGGAAGAGGUUGCAGACGGAGCCUAGCUGCUGCCUUGUCCUCAGCACUACUGCCACCCGUGCCCACCACCAGCCAGCAUGUCCUCUGCUCACUUCAACCGGGGCCCCGCCUAUGGGUUGUCCGCUGAGGUCAAGAACAAGCUGGCCCAGAAGUAUGACCACCAGCGAGAGCAGGAGCUUCGAGAGUGGAUCGAGGGAGUUACUGGGCGCCGCAUUGGGAACAACUUCAUGGAUGGUCUCAAAGAUGGCAUCAUUCUUUGCGAGUUCAUCAAUAAGCUCCAGCCAGGCUCCGUGAAGAAGGUCAACGAGUCGACCCAAAAUUGGCACCAGCUGGAAAACAUCGGCAAUUUCAUCAAGGCCAUCACCAAGUAUGGGGUGAAGCCCCAUGACAUUUUUGAGGCCAACGACCUGUUUGAGAACACCAACCACACCCAGGUGCAGUCCACCCUAUUGGCCCUGGCCAGCAUGGCCAAGACGAAAGGGAACAAGGUGAAUGUGGGGGUGAAGUACGCAGAGAAGCAGGAACGGAAAUUUGAGCCCGAGAAGCUAAGAGAAGGACGGAACAUCAUCGGGCUGCAGAUGGGCACCAACAAAUUUGCCAGCCAGCAGGGCAUGACGGCCUAUGGCACCCGGCGCCACCUCUAUGACCCCAAGCUGGGCACGGACCAGCCCCUGGACCAGGCCACCAUCAGCCUGCAGAUGGGUACCAACAAGGGAGCCAGCCAGGCCGGCAUGACUGCACCCGGGACCAAGAGACAGAUCUUCGAGCCAGGGCUGGGCAUGGAGCAUUGUGACACACUCAACGUCAGCCUGCAGAUGGGCAGCAACAAGGGGGCCUCACAGCGGGGCAUGACAGUGUAUGGGCUGCCGCGCCAGGUUUAUGACCCCAAGUACUGCCUGACGCCUGAGUACCCAGAGCUGGGCGAGCCUGCCCACAACCACCACCCACACAACUACUAUAACUCUGCCUAGGGCCCUGGGCACCCCCCCCCCGCCUUCCCCCCAGGGAGGCUGGCUGCUGCUCUUGGCAGGGUCGAGCUGGCCCUGCUGACCCCCUCCCCCUGCAUGGCGUCCUCCAGCCCCCUGGCACCUGCCUACAGGGUUAGCAUUCGGGGGGACAGACUGGGGGGGGCAUGUGGGGGGCAGGGGGCCCUCCUCCCUGGAGCGCUGCAGGAUCCACCAUCGAGCCGGGUGUUCCCAACAGCACCCAAAGGACGCACUGAGCAAAGCUACCCCAGCUGUCCCUCCACUCCCUCACAGGUGGGUACCCCAGGACAAGAGGUCCCCCCCAAGCAGAACCCCCAGAGCCCAGGCUCGGCCUGCCCCCACCCCAUUCCCACAGUGCGAGCAAACUGCAUGCCCAGAGACCCAGCGGACACACGCGGUUUGGUUUGCAGCGACUGGCAUAUGUGGAUGUGACAGCGGCGUUUGUUAACGCGAGCACUUUCUUUUUCUAUUUCACUGGAGCACAAUAAAUGGCUGUAAAAUCAU
This is a messenger RNA of Nyctereutes procyonoides (raccoon dog), 1506 nucleotides long. It is a transcript of the gene CNN1, whose product is annotated as calponin 1. Gene Ontology annotation, molecular function: actin binding. The transcript has 7 exons. Gene Ontology annotation, biological process: actomyosin structure organization. NCBI's taxonomy places the organism in Eukaryota, Metazoa, Chordata, Mammalia, Carnivora, Canidae. The record is from RefSeq and is a predicted model, not a curated record. The coding region runs from base 94 to 987 and encodes 297 amino acids.